AAGUUCUUCACAUGAGGCUCUGCAUUGAGACUCUUGCGGGGAAGCCAAUAACUUUUUAUUGCAUGCAUUGCUUCGAGUUCGUGAAUAGUGAUCAGAGUCAACGAUGGGCCUCGGGACCUUUGAAGCGGAACACAAUGUGUAUAUAUCUAUGUCCCCCAUACUCCAAGAUGCUGCUGUUAUCUUCCAUCGUAUCUGUACAAUUCCACAAUUUAUAAUUGAUUAAGCACUUCUUCUAAGCCUGCGAUUUCCAUCACAAUCUCAACCAUCAUGGCGACCAUUCAAAAGUGCCAAGACCCAGAAUCAGCAAACUCUGCUCUCCAUUUGUCUGAUGCAGGCUCCCCUAUCCACAACCAGCAAGAACAAUCCACUCAUCAAUCCACCUUCACCUCAAAGGAUCCCAUGUCUACCCUGCUCCACACAACCACGUCGACAAUCCAGUCGACAGCCCUCAACCACCGUAACCACUUUGUCUCGAGAUGCCCGAUUCAGUAA
Messenger RNA from Mollisia scopiformis, 492 nucleotides. RefSeq lists its product as uncharacterized. Lineage: Eukaryota; Fungi; Ascomycota; Leotiomycetes; Helotiales; Mollisiaceae. The transcript is spliced from 2 exons. The record is from RefSeq and is a predicted model, not a curated record. Bases 268 to 492 code for a protein of 74 amino acids.